Messenger RNA from Trematosphaeria pertusa, 879 nucleotides. RefSeq lists its product as uncharacterized. NCBI's taxonomy places the organism in Eukaryota, Fungi, Ascomycota, Dothideomycetes, Pleosporales, Trematosphaeriaceae. The record is from RefSeq and is a predicted model, not a curated record. The transcript has 2 exons. Bases 1 to 879 code for a protein of 292 amino acids.
AUGGCCUGGCACGACGAGGACAGCUGGCUCACGGCGGCUUUUGCGCCCAAGCUCUCGACCAUCGCCUUCACCUUCAUCCUCGCCAUCCUCCUGCCGAUAUUGCUGCACCAGUUCAUCUACAGAAAGGCAAACCCGACGACGCUCCCGACAUUCCUGCUUAUCGGCCCCAGUGGCGGCGGAAAAACGGCGCUUCUGACACUGACCGAGCGCAACACUGUCCUUCCAACUCACACGUCGACGGUUCCUCUCGCCAUCGAGGCUCUCCUGCCCGAAGGCUACACCCCGAACUCGGCCCACUACCGCUCCGCAGGCGACCCUGCAUAUGAGCGAGCACGCCGCUUCCUACUGCUCGACACCCCCGGCCACGGUAAGCUUCGCCACUUCGCAACGACGCAGUUGGUCAACCCCACCAAUGUCCGCGGCAUCAUCUUUGUCGUGGACGCCGCGUCGGUUGCCGAAGAGGCGGGGCUCAACGAGGCAGCCGAAUACCUACAUGACGUUCUGCUAGCCCUGCAGAAGCGAUAUACGGGGGCCAAAACUAGCAAGGGCCCCAAGGAAAUACAGGUUCUGAUCGCUGCCAACAAAAUGGAUCUGUUCACCGCACUCCCCCCGCAUCUGGUGAAGAUCGAGCUGGAGAAGGCAAUAUCCGAAGUCAGAAAGAGCAGGGCAAAGGGAUUGAAGGAUUCGGGCGUUGCCCUUGCCGGCGAGGAUGACUCGCUGGAUGAGGAGCGCGAAUGGCUAGGCGAAGGAGGCGAGGGUAGUUUCGAGUUUGCACAAAUGGAGGAGGUGGGGACGAGCGUCACGGUCAAGGGGGGCAAUGUGACUGGGGGCGGCGUGGACGUGAAGAGCUGGUUCGAAUGGAUUGCGGAGCAGCUAUGA